Molecule: messenger RNA, 1549 nt
Organism: Scaptodrosophila lebanonensis
Lineage: Eukaryota; Metazoa; Arthropoda; Insecta; Diptera; Drosophilidae
Product: uromodulin-like
Exons: 5
Coding region: 61-1377 (438 amino acids)
Source: RefSeq, a predicted model, not a curated record
CGGCAUUUGCCUUAGGAACAGGCCGAUCGUCGGACGAAACAUAAAUUUGUCACUUAUUCAAUGGCUCGAAACUGGUGUGUUCUGGCGAUUGCAUUGAUUGCUCUGGGCAGCAGUCAAGCGUUGGAAUGUUACGUGUGCGAUUCCGACAAUGCAAAGUGCAUCACAAAUGUGGCGAGUAUCGACAAGGAAACAUGCACGGAGGACGAAAUCUCUUGUUAUACGAAGUCGGAUAUAACAGGCAAAGUGACACGAGGCUGUCUAGCUAAGGACGAUAAUAAUUGCUCCUCGCCCGAUUGCUUUCAAUGCAGCGACAGUGGCUGCAACACGCAUCCAAUCUGCAAGAAGUGUGAAGCCUCUGAUCCUGACUGCUCACAGACUGAUGCCAAAGCGGACGAAUAUAAUCAAGUUUGUGAGCUGGGAAAUAUGUGCGUUAAGCAACUGAACGAUGCCAAGCGAGUGGUUCGCGGCUGUGGCGAUGGGAAGAGCUGUGAAUCGAAUACAGAGGCCUGUAUUGCGUGCGUGGGACCGAACUGCAAUGAGGGAAUCUAUCCGGAGUCCCGCCUACAGUGCUAUCAAUGCGAAAACUGCAAUUUCCUUAACAAUAACAGCUCCAUGCCCUGCUUGGUUUACGACGACGCCGAGAAGUGCUACGCCAGAGCCGAGAGCGCAGAUACCAUGCAGCGAGGUUGCUUUUCGGACCCGGCGGCCAAGUGCAGUGCCAGCACCACCGAUCCCAAAUGCUUGUCCUGCAACGAAAAUGGCUGCAACAAAUUGAAGUAUGAGCGCAACGUCGACUGUUUCCAGUGCUCAGAUGCCGACAGCUGCGCCGGCAGUCAGGCGGAGAACAUUGUCCCGCCCUGCAGUAAGCCGGUAGGGUAUGCUGAAACCGAUGUGUGCUACACACAGGUCAAGGAUGGCAUCACGUAUCGUGGUUGCUUUAACGAACGCGACAGCCAGUUGGGCGAAUGCAGCGAAGCAACCAGCUGCACUACCUGUAUCAGCAAAGCCUGCAAUUGGGAGGAAACUGGGAAGGUACAGGACUCAAAUUUCACUUGCAUUCGUUGCCGUAGCGAUAAUUUUGCUGGAUGCCGGGAUGCUGCGGACAAAAUUGGUGGCGAAAAGUGUACAAAAGAGUGCACGGACAACAAAUGUUUUACCGGCACAUGGGAUGGCAUCGUUGUACGUGGUUGCUUGUGUGAUGCGACCCAUCAGAUGGUCCAUCAGUGCACUGACUCGAGUGACGAUACCUGCGAUGUGUGCGAAGGUCCCAAUUGUAACACGAAGGCCAUUAAUAAUGCCAGCGCUUCGAAGCCUAUUGCCCUCAUGCUAAGUGUUUUAGCAGCGAUCUGUGCCGUACCAAGAUUGUCAUUAAAAUGAAAAUUUCAAUAAAUUUCGUAGUGAAAACAGGGAUCGUGUUUGGUUGCUUUCUCUUCCGUACCUUGAAAUUGAGAAAACGCCUAUUUACAUACAAGUAUAACUUAAGAACAGACGGUUUUGAGGGAUUUAGUAAUAAUGGUAUUCCUGCAUGUGAUUUAGAUUUGUAAUAAAU